CAUGUAAACGUAGUCUAUGUGAACUCGGCUGGAAAGCAUGAGAUCCAUCGCUGCAGAACUGCUCAUAGGCAAAAUCAAGAGUGUUCAUACCAACAUUGAAGUUGGCGAACUGGAUCUGACAUUUGGAACCACAAGUGCCAGAGUGUCAAUUACAAGAGUGGACCCAAGAAAAUCUUCUGGGAAUGUUACUGUAGUCUCAACAUAUCCAAGGUAAGGAACACUUUGGCCUGCGGCACCAUCGAUAUGGAUUAGCUCACUCAGAGAAUUAAUGGGUUGAUCUGAUCGGUGUUCAUUGUAGAAUGACACAGGGAUGGUGGUUACUUGUGAUCCAGUAUCAAGAAGACACAGGCGAGUAUGAAUGGCAACAUCAAUUUCUGCCAUACACUGAGAACCAACUAAUCCCUUCGGCAACCUCUUCUUCGCUUUCAGAUUGGACUUCAUCUCUGCACACUGGACAGGUUUUCUUGUUGUGGGACAGGUUUUGUCCAGCACAGCUCUUCAUUGUCCCUGAGCAGGACUUGAGACUAGUUAAAAUGUCCAGAAAUGUGUGGUGUAUGCCACUUUUGUUUAUCACUGAACUGUUUCCUUUUGGCACUCACUGGGGAUGAAUUUGGAGCAUUUUCACAUUGUGGCUUGACCAGUCCGUCUUCUCCACAGCGGAAACAGAAACCUGGCUUUGAUGGAGUAGACUUCAGAUUGGUGGCCCCUAGUCUCUGAAAGGUCUUCAUAGCAGUGUGCGGCGCCGUUCUGGCCUGACUUGCAGUGAGGCCUGCCAGUUGUUUCUGAAUGGAAGACGUCUGUUCAGUUAACUGCUUUGUAAGGACAUGAUGGUGGAACACAUCGGGUUCCUCUUCAGCUCGUACAACUUGAACCUGACUGGUGACUUUCUGCCUUGUUGCAACUAAAUGCUGCUUCAUUCUAAUGUUCUUCGUUGCAUCUUGAUCUUCCUCCGUGCAAAGGAGUAGUACAAAGUCGGCAAAUGGAGGUGGGUUACUCUUUUUCUGCUUCAGCUGCAAUUCAACAAGAAGGUUGUUGUCCCAACAUCCUUGGCAAAAUUGGAUUAGCAACCGCUUGUCAACAUCUCUUGCAGAAACUCCUCUUCUCACCGCAUGCUGCAAGGCCACUUGGAGACGCUGCAGAUGGAUUUAUGCACUCUAUGCAGUAUCAAUGUGUGUUCAACUCCUCUGAGCUGCAGGACAUCGAGUACAUCAACUCCUACUUCUACAACAAGCAGGAGCUGCUGCGGUUCUCCAGCAGUCUGGGCAAAUACGUGGGAUACACAGAGCUUGGAGUGAAACAGGCAGAACACUUCAACAACGACCCAUCUUUGUUGGCUCGAAGGAGAAGGGAUAAGGAGGGAUUCUGUAAACACAACAUUGACCUCUUCUACAGAAACGUUUUGAGUAAAUCAGUUGCGCCCUACGUGAGGAUCCACUCUGAGACUCCUGACAGCGGCGGCCGCCGCUUGUUGGUCUGCAGCGUCUACGACUUCUACCCCAAAGACAUCCAGGUGGGCUGGCUGAGGGACGGACAGGAAGUCACGCAGGACGUCACGUCCACUGAGCGGAUGGCCGACGCCGACUGGUACUACCAGAUCCACUCCCACCUGGAGUACAUGCCCAGGUCUGGAGAGAAGAUCUCAUGUGUGGUGCAUCACGCCAGCCUGAAGGACCCUCUGAUCACCGACUGGGAUCCGUCCUUACCAGAGUCUGAGAGGAACAAGAUCAUCAUCGGAGCCUCUGGACUGACCCUGGGUCUGGUUCUGUCUCUGGCUGGUUUCAUCUACUACAAGAGGGAGGCCCAAGGUCAGAGACUGGGUCAAACCGGCCCACACCAGUCAGAGACCGGGUCAAACUGGUCCACACCAGUCAGAGACCGGGUUAAACCGGUUCAGUGUUCAAACCAGUUAAAAAUCAGUUCAACCUGGUCAAAACCACUUCAAACCCUCAUUCCAUCACAGUAACAAGGGGCACUGGUUGG
Molecule: messenger RNA, 1980 nt
Organism: Salarias fasciatus (jewelled blenny)
Lineage: Eukaryota; Metazoa; Chordata; Actinopteri; Blenniiformes; Blenniidae
Product: H-2 class II histocompatibility antigen, E-S beta chain-like
Exons: 5
Coding region: 980-1963 (327 amino acids)
Biological process (GO): antigen processing and presentation; immune response
Cellular component (GO): membrane; MHC class II protein complex
Source: RefSeq, a predicted model, not a curated record